Molecule: messenger RNA, 265 nt
Organism: Prorocentrum cordatum
Lineage: Eukaryota; Dinophyceae; Prorocentrales; Prorocentraceae
Source: the annotation of a GenBank genome assembly
AUGCCCGCUGCCUCGAGGGACGGCCACGCUGAGCAGCGAACCGAGCUGCGGAAGCUCGAGGAGGAGUCCGAGGCGCGGGACCAGGAGCUCGAGCGCCUGCAGAAGGAUCAGGUGCAGAUCGAGGCCGACAAGCGCGCGAUCCUGGAGCUGGGGCAGCGCGCGCAGGGGCUCAAGCAGGAACUCGAGGAGCUCCAGGGCAGAGGCAGGAGCAUGGCGGAGGGGCCCCAGUUUGGGCGCUGCGCCAUCACGGAGGCCGCGCUGACGG